AUGCCGAAAUUCCAAGUAGGCUGGUAUCGGUUCGUACCGUUCCUAGGAUACCACCAUGUCUUGAUGAUCUUGAUUGCAAUCGCCAUUAUCCUUCUAUCUCUACUUUUGGCAGGUUGUUCGUCAUCAUCACCUUUGAUCCCCGACAUCUUCCUCCUGUCGCUGUACUAUGACCAUUACACGGCAGUCCCUUCUACGGCGCAAGUCGAUUACAACGUCCACACUGCUAUUGAAAACAUUGCCGGUGAUGCCCGCCUUGCCUGCCGUGUUGGAUACUUUGGUAUCUGCAUCAGCCCGGAUGGUGGCAGUUGGCUUUGCAGCAACAAUGCCACCGCUCUCGCCAACGAGGUGUCGGUCGACCAGGACCCCCUGAACUUGAUUUGGCUUGCCGCUCAAUUCAAGGAUAUGAUUGUCUUCCCCUAUCUCAUCAUCAUCGCCAUCAUCUUCGCCUUCGUCUGCUUCCUUCUGCUCGCCACCUUCCCAGGCUGGCAUGAGGAGGAGGAUUCCGAGGGCUCCGACCGCGAAGUCAAGCCCUUCCCCUCGCGUCCCGUUUCCCAGAUUUCGCUGGCCAUCAUCUUCAUCGCCUCCAUCUUCGUGUUGGUCUCUGUACUUUGGCAGCACACUGCAUCCGUCGCUGCGUCGAUUAUUGCCCAAGAUUUCGGUAACGGUGCUGUCCGCUCUGGUGUCGGUACUUCCGCAAUGGUUCUCGGUUGGUUCAGCUUCACUUUGCUCAUCAUUGUCACCAUCGGUUUGUUGGUCAUGAUUCUCAGCAUUCGUGUUCUGAGCCAGAUGGUCGAUUAA
Colletotrichum fioriniae is the source of this 798-nucleotide messenger RNA. RefSeq lists its product as uncharacterized. Gene Ontology annotation, biological process: conjugation with cellular fusion. The record is from RefSeq and is a predicted model, not a curated record. Lineage: Eukaryota; Fungi; Ascomycota; Sordariomycetes; Glomerellales; Glomerellaceae. Gene Ontology annotation, cellular component: membrane; mating projection tip.